Paramuricea clavata is the source of this 350-nucleotide messenger RNA. The record is from the annotation of a GenBank genome assembly. NCBI's taxonomy places the organism in Eukaryota, Metazoa, Cnidaria, Anthozoa, Malacalcyonacea, Plexauridae.
AGAAAUUAUCCUAUGAAAGAGAAAAGAGAAAGCUAGAUCUGGAAUAUCAACAACAGUUGUCCAAGAAUAAGCAGUCUGCAUCUGAGUCAACAUUUUCACAAGGUACUGUAAAAAUGCCAAAGUUAGUUAUAUCCAAGUUCUUGGGGACACCCCAAGAUUGGGUGCGAUUUUGGGGACAAUUCGAGGCGCAGAUUCAUAAGGCUGAGCUUUCCGCUGUGACCAAGUUUUCCUACUUAAAGGAACUUGUUGAGCUGAGAGUUAGAAAGCUCAUUGAUGGGCUCCCAUUUACUGAUGCAGGUUAUGAGAAAGCAAUAUCUUUGCUGCGAAAAUGCUAUGGACAGCCUGAUGAG